AUCCACUUCCGGGGUGUCGCGAUGACGCCAUAAAACAGCGACUCGAGAGGGGCCUGCUCGUUGUUUUUGUGUGUUUUUUUCACCGUUGAAGAAGCGCCGCUGCGUCACCGCAAAGAAUAGAAAGCGAAAGUUGACCGAUGGCUGCAUUGCGUUCACCCCAGCAGCCUUCUUCCGCUCCGCGCCGGCUCGGGAUGGACUUCAGCGGGUGCUACGAGGACUCCGUGUCCGUCGUGGCCGCCGCGGCUCGCGGCGGCUACAGGAGGCAACUGAGGCGGCUCAUCCGCCAGGGCCGCAGGAUCCACCGCGCGGACAACCGGGGCUGGAGGGCCCUCCACGAGGCGGCCGCCGCCGGCAGGGUGGGCUGCCUCAAGGAGAUCCUGUCUGCGGCCGCCAUGUCGGCCGGCUCGUCGGCGACCUUCCAGGCGUACGUCAACUCGAGCACCCACGAGGGCGAGUCGGCCUGCUACCUGGCGGCCGGACGCGGCCACCUGAACGCCGUCCGCCUCCUCCUCCGAGCCAGCGCCAACAUCGACCAGCUCACCAACGACCGCUCCAGUCCGCUCUACGCAGCGGUUAGCGACGGCCACAAGGACGUGGUGCAGCUCCUGCUGGCCAAGGGCGCCGAGGUCAACAGGUCGCACACGGCUUCCUGCUGGACCUGCCUUCAUCAAGCUGUCUAUCAGGAUCACGUGGACAUCGUGCGCAUCCUGGUGAGGACGGCCGACCUGGAGCCGCGCGACGACUACAAGAUCACGCCGCUCUUCCUGGCGGCGCAGUACGGACGGCGGGAAUGUCUGGAGGUCCUGGUGGACGCCGGCGCCAACGUGAACACGCAGGCCUCCGACCUGGCCUCGCCGCUCCUCCUGGCGUCCCAGGAGGGUCACCUGGCUUGCGUGGACUUCCUGUUGGAGCACGGCGCCGACGCCAACCUGGCGUGCAGCGGCGACUGGCCACAGCUUCCCAUCCACGCCGCCGCACAGUUCGGCCAUCUCGGCGUCCUCCGGAGGCUGGUCGCCGUCACGGAUCGCGCGUGCGACCGCGGCGAGGACGCGGUGAGCCCGCUCUACCUGGCCGUGCACGGCUGCCAAGUGGCGAGCGUGGAGCUGCUUUUGGACGAAGGCUUCAGUCCCGACGGCCAGGACUGCACCGCUUUGGUCUGCCAGCACUCGCCGCUCUCCCUCGCCUUGGAACGCGGGUACAGCGAGGCGGCGGGGAUGCUGCUGACGGCGGGAGCCGCUGUGCUCGAAAUGGAGUGGGAACCCGUGUUCGCCCGGGACGACGCAGACAUGCUGAAGCUGCUCCUGGACCACAGGUGGCUGUACCCCCCGCGGCUCUCGGGCGACGAGGCGGGCCGCCGGAGCAAGACGGCGUUGAAGAUGGAGGAGUUCGACGACAUGUUGUCGGUGGCGCUGGACCACCUGAAGUUCGCCGCCAGCUGGCUUCCGCUUCUCCUCAAGGCGGGACUUGAACCCGAGUCGCUGCUGGACUGCAGCGUGUGCGUGCAGGCCGACGGCGAGCUCGUUAACUUUCUCCUCCAGUUCGACAACUGGUCGACGAUGGCACCCUAUCUGAGAGCCAUUCUGUGCCAAAGACGGGCAGAGGAGACGUGGCGACCGCUCCCACAAUUUGACUCGGUGCCCGACCUUUCGCACCUCUGCCGGCUGCGCGUCCGGACGGUGAUCGGACCGGAUGUGGUGAUGAGGAAGGGCGUGGUCCAGAGGCUCCCCGUUCCCCCGCGCCUCCGUGACUUCCUGCAGUUCAACGACAUUGAAAUGCCAGAUGUUUGAAAAGUGCGUGUUCCAUCAGCAUUUCUCUGCAACGCCCACAUUGAGAGAGUUGAGCAGCAAUGGGAUUUUUUUCCUUUGAUUAUACAAACUCUGACCACAUAGAUGUGCGAUGAGGUUUAAACAGCGUUAAUAUAAAACACAUUCACGUUUUGUUACAAAUGUUAUAUUUCGCACCUUUAUAAAUAAAAACUGUUCAUGUGA
Phyllopteryx taeniolatus (common seadragon) is the source of this 1988-nucleotide messenger RNA. RefSeq names its product ankyrin repeat and SOCS box containing 3 (gene asb3). The transcript has 11 exons. The coding region runs from base 138 to 1787 and encodes 549 amino acids. Lineage: Eukaryota; Metazoa; Chordata; Actinopteri; Syngnathiformes; Syngnathidae. Gene Ontology annotation, biological process: intracellular signal transduction. Gene Ontology annotation, cellular component: cytoplasm. Gene Ontology annotation, molecular function: protein binding. The record is from RefSeq and is a predicted model, not a curated record.